GCUUCCAACGCCUCCAAGUAUCCCGCCUCCACACGCUCUCCUGGGAAGCUUUUGGAAUUCCAUUUGGACUUUUCUUUAGGGCCGUGAAGAAGGCAGAAGGACCUGCAGGCGAUCAUGCAGCUUGGGUGUGGUGCGCACGGCUUCCUGCCUCUGUGGCUCCCGCUGCUUGGAUACGUUGUGGACGUUUACGCGGGGCCGAUUUUGCUCAACUCCAACGCCAUUAAGAACCUACCCGGAGGUAAAAGCUUCGACGCGGUCAGCCCGAGUCCACGCACGUCUCCCCCCGGCAGCGUGGGGCACAAAGCACCCGUGGACACUUUGCAGCAGUCAGGAGUUUGCGCGGACGAUGAGGACUGCGGGGGGGAUGAAUUCUGCAACGACGUCCGGAGUGUUUGUCUGCCCUGCCGCAAGAACCGGAAGCGGUGCGCACGGGAUUCCAUGUGUUGCGCGGGAAGUCGCUGCAGCAACGGUGUUUGUCAGACUAAUGACAUUGAUGGUGAUGCUGGGUGGCACAUACACAACAACACCAUGGAGCACCACGCCAGAAGACCACUCGUCUCACAGGACACCCAUUCUGUCAAAGGUCAAGAAGGAGACACGUGUCUGCGCUCGGCCGACUGCUCCGAGGGUCUGUGUUGCGCCAGGCACUUCUGGUCCCGCAUCUGCAAGCCGGUGCUGACCGAGGGCCAGGUGUGCACGCGCCACCGCAGGAAGGGCACCCACGGCCUGGAGCUCUUCCAACGGUGUGACUGCGGCGACGGCCUGGCCUGCAGGCCCGAGAAAGCCGAGCGAGACCAUGGCGUCAGCAGGACGUCGUCCCGCAACCUGCACACCUGUCAGAGACGCUGACCAAGGCGCGGCGGCGACACAAACAAAUGGGUCACAGACACUGACGCGCACAUAUGCCAACACCCGAGACUUCCUUUCCUGCCCAUGCUGCUGACAGCCGAGACAGCGCCAGGAAGUGCGCUUCCUUGGGGAAAGUGAUACGCCCACAGAUGGACUGAUACGGACAGGAGGAAGUGGCUGGAUCGAUUUUGGCAGAGAUGUUUUUGUUUCUGUUUUUAUGGAACUGGAGUUAUUGCAGUAAAUUACUGUACUGUAAAUAGGACUGGUGGGGGGGUGGCACUUCAUUGACCUAUUGAGUUACGUCAAC
This is a messenger RNA of Dunckerocampus dactyliophorus (ringed pipefish), 1156 nucleotides long. RefSeq names its product dickkopf-related protein 1-like. The record is from RefSeq and is a predicted model, not a curated record. Bases 115 to 849 code for a protein of 244 amino acids. Lineage: Eukaryota; Metazoa; Chordata; Actinopteri; Syngnathiformes; Syngnathidae. Gene Ontology annotation, molecular function: receptor antagonist activity; co-receptor binding. Gene Ontology annotation, biological process: negative regulation of canonical Wnt signaling pathway; multicellular organism development. Gene Ontology annotation, cellular component: extracellular region. The transcript is spliced from 4 exons.